AGAGGCAAAAGGGUGUGUGCACACAUGAGCCUCUUCCUCUUCAUGCCACACGCCUCUCCAGCACAGAAUAGAGAAAGUUGGGGUCAAAUUUUGAGUCCUCUCUAGCUCACUCAGAGCAGAUCCAGUGUUUUUUUUUAAUUCUUUUCUUUUUCUCUCCUAGCCAUCUACUCAGUUUCACUCUCACACACCCACCAGCCAUCACUGCUGGUUCUGUGGAAGGAAAAGAAGAGAACUGUURCACACCUUUACACUCAGCUGCUCCUCAAGCCAUCGCCAUCCUCUUUGUUCAGAAUGUGGACUUUACUUUUGGGGGUCAUCUUUGGAUUGCUGGCCUCCUCCAGGUCGGAUCAACUUCAAGUGAAUGCCCGCGGCUGCAGCUUCGCUGGCGUGUUUCAGGCUGAGGGGGCAGGUCGCCACAGUCUGACCUUCGAAAUGGCUAAAAAGGUGUGUGAGCAGCUGGAGAGUGUCCUGGCAAGUCAACAGGAUGUUGAGGAAGCAUACAACAGGAGCAUGGAAACCUGCAGAUAUGGUUGGAUCAGCAAUGAAAGCAUCGCCAUCCUCAGACACAGACAACAUGAAAACUGUUCAAAGAGCAUGAUUGGAUUAAUUCGUCAUUCAACGACAAGUCCUGAUGAUAAAUAUGAUGUCUACUGUUAUGAUAAAACAGCUGGGCUUAAGAAGAACUGUACCAAGGCCUUUAGAAUAAGUGAAGUCUCAACUGAAGCAGAGACAGACACAACUCCAACCUCCCAAUCUGAUGACACUGUUUUCACGGAGGCUGAUCGUCCUACAGCAACCACUGAGGCUGACAAGGAAACUAUAGUUGUGACCACUCAAGCAAAUACUGCACCUGCAGAGCUGAGUACAGAAGUUGUCCCUGGCAUUCCUGAUGGUGGAGAAUUUCUUGGAGGGACUGACAGCAGUACCACUGAAGCAGACACUGGAUCUGGGUUACCACUAGAUCCCUCUAUAAAGGCCACGGAUGAAGUGCCACAUACAGCACCACCGCCUACUAAAACUGCAGAUCAGACACCCAAGAAAGGUAGAGCCUUGACUCCGCCUGCAUCUGACGAUGAAAAACAGGACAACCACACUUCAUCGGAUUGGCUCGUCAUUAUUAUUGUGAUUUUGGCAGUGGUUGCCAUUUUCAUUGUUUGUGUAGCUGUCGCCAAAAGCAAAAGCUGGUGCGGCAGGAAACAAACCCUGAUGAUCACAGCCAAAGAUGGCGGCGAAGGCAACGGGACAGCAGCGGCGGCUUCGAGCUCCCACAACCAGGACAGAGAGCAGGAAAUGGUGACCCUCAUGAACAAAGAGAAUAUCCAGGAGAAUGGCAACACAGAGGAGUUCACCGUCAUCAAACUAGAGGAAUCACCAGACAAAGACCAGCAGGCGUGAGAAGGUCAGGUGCAGACAAAGGGUGGGAAGGAUUGGGUGAGAAGACAGAGAGGAAGAAGAAAGAAAGGAAAGAAGACAAGUUGGGAUUUGGGCCAAAAACAGUGGGUUUGUAAACUGCUUUCAGUGAGCAGCAGUGAAUGGACACUGAGUAAAUUAAAAACAAGCAUGGAUGUUUUAUUUUAAGCAGUUCAUGAGCUACACAACUGUUGUCUUUAAAAGAAACCAGACCUUUCAUUAUAAAGAGCAACAAAUUGUUUGUCUAGUGAGAUUUUAGUUAGGACUAAAUCCUGGUCACCAAAGUGUGGAAAUGGCUUUUCUUUUUAUUCACUUUAGUGUGUUCAUGAGUUUGUGCGCUUUGUAAAUGACAAAGCCUAAUAUAAGAGUUUGAGGUGUGAGAUGAUUGGUUGAGAGCAAUUUGGUUUUGUGUUUGCAAAUGGCCCAAUAGGGUCAGGAAUUAACUGAAUCCUUAAAACAAUAAGGCCCAAGUGGAAAAUAAAUUAAAUCCAUCAACUAUUUGUUUCUUUUUAACUUUAAAAUUUAGAUGGAAAACCAUAAACAUGUGUAUUAUUAUUAUUGUUAUUAUUUUUUUUCUUUUAAGCCUACCAUAGUUAUUUUUUAUUUUAUUUGAAUUACUGGAAUAUGGUUGCUGUCUGUAUUUUUCCUACAUUUCACGUAGGCUGGUAUCAGUUUUUUUUUUCAACAAAUAAACAAAAAAACUGAGAUCUUAAUUAUAUUAUUCAUGUACUAUGAUUUACUUUGUUUAUUCUGUGUACAUACAGUGUAUCUUUGACAAUGACUUUGAAAUAGCUGCCAGUACUUUUUUUUUCUGUGAUUUGGUAGGAAGUGGCUCUGCUCCCUUCAAGUAAAGAAAUGUUUCUGCUUUUGAGACUUAUUUAAUUAGAAUCUGUACCUCAGAGGUAAAUGUCUGCAAAUAGAUUUUGCAAAAGUCAAAUUUGCAGUGUAUGAUGUAUGAAUUCAACUUUGUGUAUAGUUUCAAAACGUGAGCAAUUCAUGCUCAACUGAAUCAGUUGUUAUUAUAUUGGAUUUAAAAUGUGAUAUUUUGAUUGCAUUAUAAAGAAAACCAUAUUAAUGGUGGAUGCAAAAUAUAUACAUGAGGUAGAAAGUGAGGGUUUGUAAAGCUAGCAAAAAAAAGUUGACACCUCCAGCACAUUAAUUGCAUCUAUUUUAACUCAGUUUUGGUAAAUAGUUAAUGUAAGUCAAGCUGUAAAUUCUGAACUAAAUAUCAUAUCAAAUAUUGAAAGGCUAAUCACUGUAACCAAAGCCUAUAUGUUUUUGUUUUUUGUCAUGAAAACAAGACCAUGACAUUGUUGUCUGUUUGCUGCCUAAUUGAAAAAGUGUGAAAAAUGAAGCUUGUAUGCCAGCUGCUCUUUACAUUUUCAACAUGUUAACUAAAUGCUGCAGUUUUUCUACUGAGCUUACUGUAGUUUGAAUGUAUCCCCACAUUGUGUCAUAUCAAUAUCAAUCCAUGUGCGACUGCUGUGUUUUCCAUGGAUUUGACUAAAAAGCUGGUUUACACACAGUCCUAGCAAACAGAUUUUUUCUAACUUGUCUUUUUUUUUCACUUUUUCUCUGCUUUCUGAAGAGGCAAAUGUAUUAGACUAGGCAGGUUUCAUGGUACAUUUACAAAAGAAGAAAAAAAAACAUGUUGUUGGAAAGAUUUGUAAAGUCGUGAAUAAAAUAAACGCGUACAGACAGAGGUACGCUGGAACAUCGUG
Austrofundulus limnaeus is the source of this 3131-nucleotide messenger RNA. RefSeq names its product CD44 antigen. Gene Ontology annotation, biological process: inflammatory response; cell adhesion; positive regulation of ERK1 and ERK2 cascade. Bases 292 to 1395 code for a protein of 367 amino acids. Gene Ontology annotation, cellular component: macrophage migration inhibitory factor receptor complex; plasma membrane; basolateral plasma membrane. Lineage: Eukaryota; Metazoa; Chordata; Actinopteri; Cyprinodontiformes; Rivulidae. Gene Ontology annotation, molecular function: hyaluronic acid binding; cytokine receptor activity. The record is from RefSeq and is a predicted model, not a curated record. The transcript has 8 exons.